Homarus americanus (American lobster) is the source of this 1257-nucleotide messenger RNA. Its product is annotated as transcriptional regulator IFH1-like. The coding region runs from base 244 to 1080 and encodes 278 amino acids. NCBI's taxonomy places the organism in Eukaryota, Metazoa, Arthropoda, Malacostraca, Decapoda, Nephropidae. The transcript is spliced from 2 exons. The record is from RefSeq and is a predicted model, not a curated record.
CCUCUGUCAUAUCCUAGUGCUGUGAUAGAGUAAUGUGGCCCUUCCUAUCCUCUGUAUUAACGUAGUUAGUCCUGUUAAUAACUCGCUUAUUGUCGUAAUCGUAUUCAUAAUUAAACAAAUGAGCAACUCAGCAAAGUGAAAAGGGAGAGAAUAUAGAUCAUGGUCAGGUUGUGUGUGGUGGCGUGAGAGAGGAGUGUCAGUGUGACGGUGGUCGUCGAAGUUUACUGUACGCAGUUGUACGUCAUGAUCUACAUCACCCUCACCACGCGAUUAUUGUUGAGUCUCGCGAUCUCGGCAUCUUGUGCCAGACUGCCUGAGGAUGCCUCCGCGCCAUCACACACGGCCACGAGACCCACUGCCCACGUCCGUCCUACACCCACGACGCCUGUGAUGGACUCUGUCGUCCCUCAAGUCAUGUCUGAAACGACUACUACUACUGGGGCCCACAGUGACAGUCUGACACGGUUGACACCUGAAGUGACAAUAAAACCAGCGUCGGUCGGCCUGGUGGCUGACGCUGUAGAUAUCGAUGACUGGAGGGGGGAAAGUGGUGAGGGUAAUAAAGAUGGUGAUAGUGAUGAGAAUAUGGCAGAAGAUGAAGACAAUGAUGAUGAAGAAAAUGACUAUGAAACCGAAUAUUAUGAUGACUCAUAUGACGAUGGAGACUUUGAAUAUGAUAUCGAGAAUUAUGAUGAUGAUAGAAGUAAUGAAGACGAGUAUGACGAUGAUUAUGACGAGGUUUACUCCGACAAUAAUAUUAUCUACGAACAAGAUAACGACAUCGAUGGCGAAUACAAUGGUUACAUAUUAAACUACUGGGAAAAAGAGGACAAUAACGAGACACACAAUGAAGACACUUAUGUUGAAAUGAUGGAAGGUGGAGACGAGAAACAGAACCAGCUGAAGGACAGUGAUGCUGGGAUGGUAUACAUGUACCUCCAGGGCAACGAUUCCACACUCAUCACUCCCUUCUUCCUCGGGGGUCACAAGGAUCCCAAACAGGAUAUCCUACUCGGGGGUGAAGGACUUCUACCACCAUCACCAUUAUUGACUUACCUAUCAUGGUUAAAGCUGGGUUAAGUGAAGUGGAAAAGAAAUAGUAUUAUAUUGUUUGAGGACAACAGAGAAACUCCUUACAUCCUUGGCGACGGUUACAUACCCAAGGGCGAUACCGUCAUAGUGUUAGGUGACGAGCAGCUCAGAAAUAUCGAUCCGUUGAUUAAUGCUGACUUUGAAAGUGGAUGGAGAGCUGUGUUA